UGCAAGGGCCGUGCUAGGCGCAGCGCCCGGGCAGGGAGGCGGCGGCAGGAGGAGCCUGUAGUGAUGCGCACCCAGCGGCCGCUCCUCUGACACGCUCUCCUUGGCACCCAACUUGGGAGGGGAGCUGCCCAGCCUGGCACCGGCGGGAUCCAGCGGCAGGGGCGGGACCCUUCCCCGGGCUCGCCUCUCUCGCCUUGCCGAGACCCGCGUCCCCCAAGCGCGUCGGGAGGAGGCGAUCCCGGGCCGGGGAAGUGCCGGGGAGCUGGGGGGCUCGGGGCGAAGCAGGCAGCCGAGGAGAAGGAGCCUGGGAUCCAGCCCCGAGGGGACGGGCACAGAAGCUGAGCCGGGGAGCGAUGCCUUCAGCUCGGAGCCGGGCCGUCUCCGCGCCCGGGGUGCUGCUACUGGCUCUGAUGCUGCACUGCAACUUCGGGUGCUGCGGAGCAGGAAUUGAGUACGGUGAUGUGCUUCCAGAUUCCUUCCCGUCAGCCCCUGCAGAGACCCUCCCCCAUUUCCUACUGGAGCCACAAGAUGCAUAUAUUGUAAAGAACAAACCUGUGGAGCUGAUCUGCAGAGCCAACCCAGCCACUCAGAUUUACUUCAAGUGCAAUGGCGAGUGGGUCAAUCAGAAUGACCAUCUCACUAAGGAGAGCCUGGAUGAGGUGACUGGGAUGCUGGUGCGGGAAGUCCAGAUCGAGGUAUCGCGACAUCAGGUGGAGGAGCUCUUUGGUUUAGAAGAUUACUGGUGUCAGUGUGUGGCAUGGAGCUCUGCUGGGACCACGAAAAGCCGAAGGGCCUACGUCCGGAUAGCAUACCUGAGGAAGAACUUUGACCAGGAGCCUCUAGGGAAAGAGGUUCCACUGGAACAUGAGGUGUUACUGCAGUGCCGCCCCCCGGAGGGGGUCCCAACAGCAGAGGUGGAGUGGCUGAGGAACGAGGAUGUUAUUGACACCACCCGAGACACCAACUUCCUGAUAACCAUAGAUCAUAACCUCAUAAUCAAGCAGGCCAGACUUUCAGACACCGCCAACUAUACCUGCGUGGCCAAGAACAUUGUGGCUAAGCGCCGGAGCACCACAGCCACUGUCAUCGUUUAUGUGAAUGGUGGCUGGUCCACCUGGUCAGAAUGGUCUCAAUGCAACAACCGCUGUGGCCGUGGCUGGCAGAAGCGCACUCGGACCUGCACCAACCCAGCACCUCUCAAUGGUGGUUCUUUCUGUGAGGGUCAACCCUUCCAGAAAAUGGCCUGUACCACAAUGUGCCCAGUAGAUGGAGCCUGGACAGAGUGGAGCAAGUGGUCAGCCUGCAGCACGGAGUGCACCCACUGGAGGAGCCGGGAAUGCACUGCCCCAUCCCCAAAAAACGGAGGCAAGGACUGCAGUGGAGUGUUGCUGGACUCCAAAAACUGCACCGAUGGACUGUGCAUGCAAAAUAAAAGAGUUCUAACCGAACCCAAAAGUCACUUGUUGGAAACCACGGGGGAUGUGGCCCUGUACGCCGGCCUCGUUGUGGCCAUCUUUGUUUUCAUCGUCAUCCUGAUGGCCAUUGGAGUGGUUGUGUACCGGCGCAGCUGCCGGGAUUUCGACACUGACAUCACAGACUCCUCAGCUGCUCUGACUGGAGGCUUUCACCCAGUCAACUUCAAGACCUCCAGGCACGACCAUCCCCAGUUGUUGCACCCUUCCAUGCAGCCUGACCUCACAGCCAAUGCCGGCGUAUAUCGUGGUCCGAUGUAUGCCCUGCAGGACUCCUCUGACAAGAUCCCAAUGACCAACUCCCCCCUGCUUGACCCACUCCCAAACCUAAAGAUCAAAGUGUUCAACUCCUCCACAGCAUCCUCCUCCCCCAGGCUGAAUGACGGGGCAGACCUGCUUGGGGCAGUGCCCACGGGCACCUACCCAGGGGACAUUGCCAGGGACAAUCACUUUAUGAACAUAAGGAACAAGGCCAUGGGCUCUCAGCAUCUCCUCACCCUGCCCCGGGAGCAUGGGAACAGUGCCACUGGCACAUUUGGCUGCUUGGGAGGAAGGCUCACUAUCCCGGAUACAGGAGUGAGUCUGCUGGUGCCUCAUGGAGCAAUCCCACAGGGGAAGUUCUACGAAAUGUACCUGAUCAUCAACAAGGCAGAAAACACACUCUUACCUUCAGAAGGCACGCAGACAGUAUUGAGUCCCAUGGUGACCUGUGGACCCACUGGGUUGCUCUUGUGUCGUCCAGUCAUUCUCACCAUCCCCCAUUGUGCGGACAUCCACUCCUCAGACUGGAUUUUCCAGCUGAAAACACAAUCCCACCAAGGAAACUGGGAGGAAGUUGUGACCCUGGAUGAGGAGACCAUGAACACUCCCUGCUACUGCCAGCUUGAGCCUAAGUCUUGCCAUGUUUUACUAGACCAGCUUGGCACCUAUGUUUUUGUGGGAGAGUCCUACUCCAGGUCAGCCAUCAAGAGACUCCAGCUGGCUAUCUUUGCACCUACCGUAUGCACCUCAUUAGAAUACAGCCUCAAAGUGUACUGCCUGGAGGACACACCAGAUGCACUGAAGGAAGUGCUCGAACUGGAAAAGACUCUGGGUGGCUCCCUGAUAGAGGAACCCAAGCCACUACUCUUUAAAGACAGUUAUCACAACCUACGCCUCUCCAUCCAUGAUAUCCCCCACUCGCUGUGGAAGAGCAAGCUGCUGGCUAAAUACCAGGAAAUCCCCUUUUAUCACAUCUGGAGUGGCAGCCAGAGGGCCCUGCACUGCACCUUCACCCUGGAGAGAUACAGCCUGGCUUCCACAGAGCUCACCUGCAAGAUCUGCGUCCGGCAGGUGGAAGGGGAAGGGCAGAUAUUCCAGCUGCAUGCUACACUCGGAGAGAAUGCCAGCUCCUUUGAUGCCUUCUGCUCACACCAUGGCAGUGCUGUGACUACCCAGCUGGGACCCUAUGCCUUCAAGAUCCCGCUAUCCAUCCGGCAGAAAAUCUGCAACAGCCUUGAUGCCCCCAAUUCAAGAGGAAAUGACUGGAGACUUCUUGCUCAGAAACUUUCCAUGGAUCGGUAUCUGAACUACUUUGCCACCAAAGCCAGCCCAACUGGGGUGAUCCUGGACUUAUGGGAAGCCCAGCACCAAGAUGAUGGUGAUCUCAAUACCCUGGCUAGUGCCUUGGAAGAGAUGGGCAAGAGCGAGAUGCUGGUUGUCAUGGCAACAGAAGGGGACUGCUGAUGUUACUUUCAAGUAGCUGAUAGUCUUCAGGCAAUGGAUGAGAGAGACAGAGUGGAGGGGGGAGAGAAGGAGGAGGAAGAAAAUAGGGAACAGCCUUUCCUGAACUGGUGGGGAAGGGUUGUGGGAACGGGGCCAGUUUCUACUUUGUGUCUGGUGGGUUUCUGAUCUGUAGCUAACAAUAAGGGGUGAAGGCAAACUCCUUCUCCCACUCCUCCCUCACCAAGUCACUAUCCGCCUUAGAGAUCCAACCACACUGUUUACAAGCAAUCCAAGUGUUAAACAGGCUCUCCUCCUCCUGGCCAUUCUCUGGAGUGCAGCGCAAGAGCAGUGCAUCUUUGGUGACCAUGAUGACAGUCAUUGGUGGAAGUGAGCAGCUGCUUCCGCCAUAGCAUGCAGGAAUAUAGGGCUUCUAGAGUCAGGGUUGAGGUUUAUUUUUGUUUCAUUUUGGAGGGCUUUCUUCUCCCUCUCCACCUUUGUUGUUCUUCUUUAAUGGCAUUUAUGCUUAGAAGACUUGAGUACAAUCUAGCCAAACUGCUUACUUCUGUCAAAUGCUUCAGACAGCUUAUUAAGGGGAAAAAAAGGAAAAAAACCAGUUUCUUAGGAAACGCAAAUAAUUUAUUAUCCAGAUCUUUGGAUGAGUCCUUUUUAAAAAAACAAAAACAUUAAGUCUUUUGUGUGUGAGCAAGAGCAUCAGUCUGCGUUACAUGAGAAUGUGAGAGAGAGAGAGAGAGAGAGAUUUAAAGUAAGACACUUGCGAGAAUUAGUAAUGAAAACACACACACAAAAAGUCAAGAACACUUGUUUCCAUAUCUCUGGACCUUUGCUGAAGUCAGAUUGGUUAAGUGCCUAGAGAUCCACGUGGCAGAGAAAGGACAAGCUGAGCCCUCUCCCUUAUGGCUGUAGCACAAUGCAAAGAGGCCACUUAAGCAACCAGCUAACAGAAGAACAAACCCCAUUUCUGGUAACAAGGUUAAAGGGACAUUGUUGCUCUUUUCAUGGUUUUCUUCAAAUGGCAACUAAAGUCCUCAGCAUUGUUACAGAAGCUGAAACCUCUCACAACCUUCUCCCCCCUCUUUUCAGGGAUCAUUCCCUCCCAAUCCCAUCUCAUCUCUGUUUGAAUCAGAGAGAAGAAUGUGGCUUCAGAGCAUUAGCUUCUUUUUGUGUGCACCAGUGCCGUCAUUUCAAUGGAAUGAUAAUGAACAAAGGACACUUUUUCAGCUGCAUAUCAGGGAAAAAUGUAUUCAUUGUUGGAGUGUGGAAGUCUCUCCCAGAAGACACAGUAGACACCCUCAAAUGUGAGAUGAUUAAAACUAAAGAUGAGCAUUACUGGUAAUGGGCCUUUUCCUAGUUCCUAUGCAAUCAGUACAGCUCUGGGAGUUUCCUUUGUUAGAAAACUCACUAAACGCCCAGCACAGCCAUCAAGGGAAGGACAAGAGGCUACAGUAGCGGUUGGUUUGUUUGGUUUUUCUUCUCUUAUGUGGGUUAUUUAGGAGGGAAGGUUAGUGCUUUCACACAGUGGUGAAUUCAUUAAAAGCUAGUUAGCAUCUAUAGGACAGCCUCCAUCAGAUUAUUACAAUUCUCAGGUGGGUCAGAUUUUGGAGCCCAAAGUAUUUAAGAUCUGUAUUUUAGGGGGAAAUUCUUUUAGGACAUUUGGGAAAGAAAGAGACUUGUUAAGGUAAAUAGACCUUCAUAUCAACAAUGUAAAUACACACACUCGCUGAUACAGUUGUGGACUAACACACAGCAACAUGCCACCAUCCAUAAGCCAAGACUGUAAAAAAUGGGAGCCUACAGUUAGGCUCCUAAAUCUAUAUUUUGGCACUUUAAACAAGUGGUUCCUGCUGGGAGGAGUGUUGAGUGAGAAGGGGUUAUUUUUACAAAGCAAGGUCCAGUGGCCUGGGAUAUCGAGGUUAGUUUGAAGACCACAUCAUUUUAAAGUCCUCAUAAUCAAAUCCAUCUUUUGAUACAAUGUUUUGCAAAAUCUUACUUUGAUAAAUUAAUUGAAAUAUGCUUGUCCUGAACACUGGCCGAGAGACCAUAAACAGUAGUGCAGCAAGUGAGAGAGGAGUUUGGCAUGGUUGUGCAGUGGUCAGUGAUCUGUAAGAGAGAGCAUACAGCACGUUAAUGAAAUUCAUAGGUGAUACAAAACUAGAAUGUGUUGCAAAUACCAGUGAAGAAAGAGAACUAAUACAAAGGGGACCCAGUGAGAUUGGAAACACUGUCUGAAGAUAGCAGUAUGAGAUUAAAAUUGGAAAAUGCAGCUGUUUUAUCUGCAGAAAAAGAUCAUCUGAAACACAAACUCAUUGGGAAAGAGAAACCUGGCAGGCACUAAUGCUAAAUGAAAUUGUGAGGUGGGGGAAAAAAGAAAACACUGCAACUUAGACAUUUGCAGAACUGUGUGGCAGCAAAAAUUAUCAAUGCAACACAACGGCAUAUGCAGUCAGCAUUGAGUCAUGAGGUCGUAGUGCUACCGCUAUGGCAUACUGCAUGCAGUCUUCAGUGCAACAGUACCAGAAAUACCUUGAUCCAACUGUAAGGAGAUAGGAGAAGGGCAAUAAAAAUGAUUAGGCGUUUGAUGGAGGGACUGACUGAGAAAAGAUUGAGAACUAAGAACCGACCCCUUGGGACUUGUCUACACUUAAUAAAAUGAAUUUGGAUUAAACCAGGGUGUGAAUUUAAAGUGCAGUAACUAUACCUGAAUAACUCCAUGUGUAGACAAGCUGGUGUAAAUUGUCUCCCUUGGAGCUACAUCAGUUGAAGAUCUGGCCCAUAAUAUGUCAAACUUGACUAAAGGGUGUAUAAAUCUACACAUAUUUGAGGGGUGUAAUCGCCAGAGAGGGGAAGAUGAACUAUUUAGGGUGGCACAAGCAGAUAUAAGUAGGAGUAAUGGAGAAAUUGAGAAAAGGUGAGGCAUGGAGCUCAGUGGUUCUCUCUCUUUGAACUUAGCAGUUCCUUUCUUUCCUAAAUUAAAAGUGCUCUGAUGAAGUGAUGGUUGGUUGCAUAACAAAGCUGAUUUUAGUUAAGAGGUAUCCAUGAACGCAACAUAAGUUUCAUCUCCAGGAUGUGGUAUUUUAAUGAAGGAAAAAUAUUCUGAAGGGUACUUUGAAUAGCCACAAAUGGAAAUAUUUUACUCUGGUUGCUGCCUCUUAAAAGUUUGUCCUCCAGGAUAAACAUGUCAUGACACAAACAACACAGCAUUAUAUUGUGGUGCUACUGCAUCUGCUCUGAAACGCCCAAUGCACUCACCACAAGGUCUUUGUGGCCAGUAAUUUAAAACUGCCGAAUACAGUGAGCUUCCCAUCAUGCAUUUCCCCAUUCUGCUCCCUCCAGUCCACCAUCUGUGGUAUAGUUACAUAGCUAAAGAAAAAGUAAACACAAACUCAGGGAGCCAGUGCAUAACAAAAGAAGACAUUGCUCUUAUGAGGUAGUUUGGUAUUUCGUCAGGAUCUAAACUUCCAGUUGUUUAAUUCCUUGGCACACGAGUACUUGGAAGCCUGUUUCCAUCUCUAAUGCUUCCAAAUUGACAGCAGACAGUAGGAAAAGGGACCCACAGGGGAGAACACUGGCAAUACUUGUUCAUCUACUUAAAUACCCACAUUGGGAAUGGAUGGAUUCAUUGUACAGAGGUACCAUACAGUGGCAGAACAAAUCAGCUCCAGUCAGUCUUGAAACUCGAUUGAAAAGGACAGUCUCAGAGCUUGGAGCCUUGCCUACAUGUAGGAGCGGCUGUACCUUCUUGCCUGAUUAGUCAGAUGGAAGCAAUUCUGGGUUUUUCGUUUUUAAAUACUGGGACCAUUUUUAUGGUGAAAACACAAUCUGUUUUCUUCAGAAGUCCUUGUAUAAAGAGUUUCUUUGCCAGCACUUCAGCCAUUUUCUCCUAGGUGUACACUUGUGCUGUGAAUUUCAGUGUCAUUAGUGUAAUUUGCAAACAGAAACAUCUUUUGUUUCACACUCAAAAUGUGCAUUAAAUAAGUAUAUUAAAUUUCACUUUCCCCUUUUUUAAUUGCAAAAAGACGCUAAAACCUGGAAACCUGUAUAUAUCUGUAGGUAAUAUACAGAUCUGGAUAUGUAUCCAAAGUUUUGGAUGUAUAUCUUAGAUGAUUUAAAAGUUUCAUUAAGACUCAGAACUGACUACUUGGAUAGAUCAAAUGCUCCAAUGUAGCUGAAAAUAUUUUUAUGUGGCUGUUUUUUGAAAAACAAACAAAACCUCUUAAAGCAAACAGUGUGACUGCACAGUAUUCAGGAAGUUUGACAAACCUAACCUCCUAUCACAAUCCCAUUUCCCAAUGCUGGGGACUGCGUUGGGAGGAGAGCUCCAAGCUUAUCUGACAUUUCUUUGUGUUAUUACAUCAACAGGAUUUUCAAUGUGUUGUGUAGACUUGGCUAGAAACUGAGGGACUGAUCCAGUUCCCCUUAAAGUCAGUGAAUAGACUCCUGUUGAUUUUGGUGGGAGUUGAAUAUGGUUGUAAUAUAGAGAGAGUUCUACCAGUCUGUGUGACUCCAUUUCAUAAUCUGAUUUGUUGAAAUUUUGCUUGUAAUCUGAACAAAAUAAGCAAAUAUGGGAAGUAAUGUAGGAAGUGAUAAAGCACUCAGCUAAUACACAGACAUUUUAACAUUUUCAAAGCUACCGUAAAUAACCUGUCAUUGUUUAUUUUCUUAGAAAUUCAGUGGUAUCCAUGAAAUUUAUCCUAAAUGCUCUGCUCUUGGAAGACAGGUGUAGAUUGUCAGUGUGUCUGACCCUCUCUCUCUCUCUCUCUCUCUCUCAUUAAAGGAUCACAGUGUGUUUGUCUCACUCUCAGAUCAGUGUGUGGGUGAGAUCAGGAGAUCAAUGUGUGUUUGUGUCCCCUUCUCUCUGAAUACAGAACCAGAAUGUCUGUGUAUGUGCUUUUCUUUCUCUCAGAUCACUGUGUGUAUGUGUGUGUGUGCAUGCGUUUCUUAGUCUUUCUGAUCUAGGGAGGUGUGUGUGUGUGUGUGUGGGAAGGGAAGGGAAGGUAUUUGCUUCUCUCCAAUGUGCGUGUGUUGUGGCCCCUUCUCUGACUCCGUCUCGCUUGGAUCAUGGGAUUAUAGUGUAUGUGGCACUCGGAUCACUGGGUCAGAGUGUCCAAGUACUGUACAUGCUGCCUUCUCCUUUGGUCAUAUGUGUGUGUAUCUCUGUCCCUUGGAGAUGCACUACGUUAUGAUCACACAAAGCAGGACAGCAGCUUUGUGGUACUGGGCAGGCAUUUCAUAGUCUCAUUGAAAAAAAUCAGCUGUUUCUCUUGUUGAGAGCGUCCAUUCUCUUGCUCUGCAUUCUGUUUGCAUAUUUAUAUGUCCAGGGGAUGAGUUUCACAGCAUCCUCUAAACACAAAUCUGUUUAUUCUGUAAACUAAGAACUGUAAAUAAAGUUUAGCAUUCCUAUUGUAACAAAGUAAUUUUUAUGCAAUAAAUUA
This is a messenger RNA of Gopherus flavomarginatus (Mexican gopher tortoise), 8626 nucleotides long. It is a transcript of the gene UNC5B, whose product is annotated as unc-5 netrin receptor B. Bases 354 to 3197 code for a protein of 947 amino acids. NCBI's taxonomy places the organism in Eukaryota, Metazoa, Chordata, Testudines, Testudinidae. Gene Ontology annotation, cellular component: membrane. The record is from RefSeq and is a predicted model, not a curated record. Gene Ontology annotation, biological process: netrin-activated signaling pathway; anterior/posterior axon guidance. Gene Ontology annotation, molecular function: netrin receptor activity; protein binding. The transcript has 17 exons.